UUGCAGGGUGAAAAAAGGCUGGCUUUGUUUGUUUAGAAUUGAAAAAGCUGGGAAAAGGAGGCAGCGGCAGGGCGCUGCUGUGGGGCUCCACUGGCCACGGUUUGGAGAGAUUGACGAAGAGAGGCAGACAAAAAGGACUCGUCGAAGCCAGCGAGAGAGAACAGGAAAUCCAACGAGAGACGGCAGGAGGGAGGGAAAGGAGGGGAACUAGGUUUAAAACCAUUUGCAAGAGCUGCUUUGCAUGUGUGACAUUACUCUGGAACUGGCAUGGGGCAGCAGGUUAAAGGGCUGUGUGAGGUCGUCAGCGGAUGUAGAAAGCAAAAUUAUGUAGAAUUUAUGUAUUGUUAACCAGCCAGGACUGCUUAGACCGAUUAGAGUGUGUUCUGUCUAAUCCGUUGAGCUCUAGCUCUCUAGAAAUUGCAGUAUGCAGAUGUGCAUUUUCUUUUUGUGAGAUGGCUGUCAGUUGGUUGAUUUUGGAUCUGCAUACUGUUACUUAGUGAAGUUGUGCUAGGUGGUUCAGUAGGCUAUGAUGUCAUACCUUCUGUAUGGGAAGUGGCUAAGGUGUUCUUGUGAGAUGAGGAGCUGUCAGUGGGAUUCCAAGAAGUAGGUGAUGAUAUUUUGAGACUUCAUGGGCCUAGGCCAUCCAAAAGAAAUAGUGAGGAGCAGGUGGCGGCCUACACUUGGAACAAAUGAGGAUUCUCUCAGACCAGCCAUGUGGAGGCAUGUUGCGAUAAAGGCUCAGUGGAAGAAAACCAGAAGUGAUCUACCGGUCAUCCCUAGGUGAAUGCUGGGCUGGAUUUGACUCUGUGGGUACCAUCUGGCUGGACUGCUUGCAGCAGGAUUGGGUUUUGAUUUUUUUUUCAUUAUGGAUAUAUCAGCCUGGAAUCUAGUGUGAAUCCUAUAUGGCAUGUAGCCUCACUGAAUCUGGAAAGUGGAUAUCGGAUGUUCUCACCUCUUUUAUCCAAGGACUGAUUGUGUUUAGUGAUUGAGUUGUUGGUCAAGACUAUUGGGAGUUGAAGCCUUAAGUGGAAGUGUAGUUAUAUCUGUCAACGGAAGGCGUUUUUAUCUGAAUCCUGCCAUUUCUGCUGUGAAAUGGAAGGCCCACGGUGCAGUGGCAUCCGGAAAAAGCGUAAGUCUCGGUCAGAGCGUGACCGGGGGAGGAGGUCUAACGGGAUCAGGAAUAACCAUGUCCGGGACUCUGUGCUCCGAUUCUCUUCGGAUUCUGAGCGGGAAAACGGCACCAACCCCUCCUCCUCACGACCCAGACCACCCAGGAGGAAGAGGAAGGAAUCUACUUCAGCUGAGGAGGACAUCAUUGAUGGAUUCUCUAUAUCUGGAUUUAUGACCUUGGAAGCUCUUGAGAGGGAUAUGGCUCUGAAGCCUCAUGAGAGGAAAGAGAACCAAGCUCUACGGCUCCAGAAGAAGCGACUAGGCCGGGUGCCUAAUGGGCUGAAUGUGGACCUACGUAAGAGCUGCCUCCACAACCAGCAGCAGCAUUCAGACCAGGAGAACCGUCCGUGCCUGGCUCAAGCACACAAAAAGAACAAAAAACAUCCCAAGAGAAGAAACAGAGCGCUGAAGCCUGGGCAGAACAACUGUAAGGACAGUGACAGCGAGAGUCUGAGUGGUGAAUCCAAACCAUCCAUCAGGAGCAGUUCUCGAGAAAGACUGACAGAUUGUGACAGUGAGAGUGACCAAGAAGAUAAGGGUUCAGAUGCCAACUCUGAGAAAUUCUUCAGAACAGCUGCAGCUAAAGGCAUUGACAGGCUCACCACAAAUGCAAGCCAGGAGCUGCAAGGACUGGUUGCACCUAAGGUGUCAGGCCUAGAACGCAGCCAGGAGAAGAAUCAGGAGAGCUCCCUGGCCACCCUGUCUUCUGUGGGGCCUUCUGCCCAGCCCAAACCACAUCGCUCUCAACGCCUACAACAAAGUCCAGUCAGCCAAGCCCUUUUCUUACCGUUACGCACACCUGUCAGCCCUGUCCACACUCUCUCACAAGUCUCGCUCACACAAUCAGAGCGUCAGCAUAGGCAGUCAACUCUCUCUGCUAACCUGCCUUCUACACCUGGGCACCCGCUCUCACAGGCUGCUCCUACCCGGCCCCAGCACCUGUCUGAGACUCCUGCUCACCAUCGACUUCCCCCGACUCCAGGAUUAUACCACCAUCCGACUUCGCCUGUGUUACCCACUCAACAGAACCAUAGUCAGCCAGUGCAGCAUCGGCCACCCUUAGGGUGUCACCCACAUCCAUUUUCUGCCUACAGCAGCAGUGUAGCGUUCAACAGCCUGAGUAGUACCCGGAGCAGUACUCAAGGGAAGCCACACGGUCACCCUUCUGCUCCUCAUCUCUCACAGCACCAAGCUGUUCCCUCUGGGUCAUCAUCAUCCUUCCCACUGCCCCUGUCAACCAACCCCAGUGCACCCCACUCUUUUCCCCCUACCCUGCAGCCCUCAACACAUUCUCAUCACCCAAAUAUGUUUGCCCCACCUGCCACUUUGCCUCCUCCACCUCCGCUGACCUCAAACACUCUGCCAGUUCCUGGACACCCAGCUGGAAGUGCUUACUCAGAGCAAGACAUACUCCGGCAAGAACUGAACACACGUUUCCUGGCCUCUCAAAGUGCAGACCGUGGGGCAUCGCUGGGUCCUCCACCCUAUCUACGCACUGAAUUCCACCAACACCAGCACCAGCACCAGCACCAACACCAGCACACACAUCAACACACACACCAACACACCUUUACACCUUUCCCCCACGCCAUCAUGCCCACACCUGCACCACCCAUGGUGCGUACCCCAGCUCAAAAUUUCGACAAAUAUCCUACAAAAGUCGACCCCUUCUACAGACACAGUCUAUUCCACUCCUAUCCCCCAGCUGUGCCUGGAAUUCCACCUGUUAUACCACCCACAGGGCCGUUUGGAUCACUGCAGGGAGCGUUUCAGCCCAAGACUACAAAUCCACUAGAUGUGGCAGCUAGGCCUGGAGCAGUCCCACACACACUUCUUCAAAAAGACCCUAGACUGACAGAUCCAUUCCGACCCAUUCUCAGGAAACCAGGAAAGUGGUGUGCCAUGCAUGUUCAUAUUGCCUGGCAAAUCUAUCACCACCAACAGAAAGGAAAGCAGCAGAUGCAGGUAGAUCCACAUAAGCUCGACUUUGGUCUUAAACCAGAAUUCCUAAGUCGGCCACCAGGUCCCAAUCUGUUUGGUGCAAUCCAUCAUCCACACGAUUUGGCACGACCUGCCACACUUUUCUCGGCAGCAGGUUCCACACAUCCUUCAGCAGCACCUUUCGGACACCCUUCACAUCACCCUAGCAACUUCCUCACACCUGCACCCCACUUAGAGCCUUUCAACAGACCAGCAUCAUUUGGAGGUCUGGGAGCAUUAAGCACUACAGCCUUCGGUGGCUUGGGAAACCCAGCACUUACGCCCAACUCUGCAUUUGGCCAUAAAGACACAGCUAAUGCACAGCAACACUUCAGCAGCAGCCACGAGCCCUGGAACAGAUUGCACCGCACACCACCAUCUUUCCCCACGCCCCCACCUUGGCUUAAACAUGGGGAUUCAGAGCGCAGCACCUCAGUUAGUUCACAUGAGAGAGACCGAGACCGGGACAGAGACAGAGAUUCAGAAAAGAGGGAAUCGUCCAUCAGCAAGGACGACAAAGAGCGGGAUACUGUGGAGAAACAGCAACCAAACCAACCAUCUCCAGUUACUGUCAAUCCCCUUACUUUGCUGAGUCACACCCGGUCAUCCGACCCCUCCAGGAACCAGCUUGCCAUCAGUGAGCCACGAGAUAAAGAGAAACACAAAGAGCGAGAGAGAGAGCACUCAGAUUGGAAAGACUCCGGUGCAGAUGAGCACAAGCUUAAGGAGAAUCACCAUGGUGGCAAAGACACACCCAUCAUUAAUGAUGGGCGGAUGUCUGAAGACAAGCCAUCUAAUCAGCUGAUGACAUCUCCAUACAUCCGACCACCAACUGGCCUGGAUAGAGUGAAUGGUGGGCUCAAUCGGGAAGUUGUAGAGAAGAUAGGUGAGCUCACACAUGAGAAGAAGAACAGUGAGGUCAAAGUUAAGGAGGAGAGAAAGGAGGAGCAGGAUAGAGCUACAGACAGAUCCCCAGAACAAAGAUCCAGCCCUCAGGCUCCUUCAGCCCCCAGCAACUUCCAUCCUCCCUCCUCCUUGGCUGUAUCCAUGGGCAUGGCCAGCAUGAACAGCAUUAGCAACCUGGAAAGGACUCGAAUGGUUGCCCCCUUCAUGGGCAUUAGCCAAAUCCCAGGCACAGAGAGGUUUCCUUAUCCUGCUUUCCACUGGGACCCAAUGCGGGAUCCCUACAGAGGGCUGGACAUCCACAGAAGGGAUCCAUUAGCCCGGGACAUGCUCUUCAGGAAUGACCCUCUGCACCGACUAGCUGCACCAAGGCUCUAUGAAACUGAACGUUCAUAUCGGGACCGCGAGCCACAUGAUUUCAGCCGUGAUAAUCCUCAUGGGCUGAGCCUGGAGCAACGGCGUGAGCAAGAGAGGGCCCAUCUGGAGGAACGUGAGCGAUUACACAUGCUAAGAGAAGAUUAUGAGCAUGGACGACUGCACUCCAUGCACCAUCCUGCACUAGAUGGACACCUUCCUCACCCUGGCCUUAUGGCCCCAGGGCUAACAAGCAUGCAUUACCCUCGCGUCAGCCCCUCGACAUCCAUUGUCACUGCAGCUGCUGCCCAUCAAAAUGGAAUUCUUAACAAAACACCACCCACAGCAUCACUGAGUGCCCCACCUCCUCUCAUUCCAACCCUGGGCACAAGGUCAGGCUCUCCCCGACGGACCACACCCCUAAGUUCAGACAUUAGAGACAGACCACCAUCACAUACCCACAAAGACAUUGAGGCACGGUGAGGACACAUGCAGACAUAGAAAUGUCCUUGAUUUGUGCUAAGAAUCUGGCAUUGGGCAGAGAAGAGUGUACUGUAGAUAUGUAUGGAAUGUUAUUUGCUUUUUGUACAAAAACAACUGAAAAUGGGCUGAUCAAACGUGGAGACUGUAAAGGACCCUUUGUUCAAUUUGCUCCUUGUUUUGUGAGUGUAGGCUACUCUAUAUUUUGAAUGGUCUGAUUUUGAGCAAGUAUGAAAAUGAAAAAUGAAAUUGAAAAUCAAGGAUAUCCAAACAUAGCUCAUUUUUGGAAUGUGCAGGUACAUUCAAUGCAUUGAAACCUUGAAAAAUGUACAUACAUGUGUACAAUGAAUGUGCUAACUCAUUAAGGGUAAAAUCAAGAUACAAAUAUGCAAAUGGUUGUCAUGAAAGCUUUACUUUGAACAGUUGUACAUAAUAAAUGGACUGAGAAAACUGA
Messenger RNA from Pygocentrus nattereri (red-bellied piranha), 5341 nucleotides. It is a transcript of the gene auts2a, whose product is annotated as activator of transcription and developmental regulator AUTS2 a. The coding region runs from base 1093 to 4890 and encodes 1265 amino acids. The transcript is spliced from 19 exons. The record is from RefSeq and is a predicted model, not a curated record. NCBI's taxonomy places the organism in Eukaryota, Metazoa, Chordata, Actinopteri, Characiformes, Serrasalmidae.